Messenger RNA from Chara braunii, 2132 nucleotides. The record is from the annotation of a GenBank genome assembly. Lineage: Eukaryota; Viridiplantae; Streptophyta; Charophyceae; Charales; Characeae.
CCAUGUGGCGCACUUGCCACGUGGCGAUGGGAGAGGGAUGGCAACGCCGAGGUGGCGACGCCACGUGGCGACGGGAGCGGGAUGGCAACGCCGAGGUCGCGAUGGGAUCGGGAGCGGGAGCGGGAAGCGAAGGUGGCCACGGGCGUGGGAUCGGGAUCGGAAAGCGGAGGUGGCGAUGGGUACCACAUUUCGCACGUGCCAAACAUCGCACGUGGCGCACUUUCCGCAUCGCCACGUGGCGCACUUUCCGCAUCGCCACGUGGCGUACUUGCCCCAUCAUCUAGUGCCACGUGGCAAGUACGGAGGUGGAGACGCCGAGGUGGCGACGGGAGCGGGAUGGCGACGCCGAGGUGGCGACGCCAUCUCGGCGUCGAGGUGGCGUACUUGCCCCAUCAUCUAGUCCCACAGGCAAGUGCGGAGGUGGCGACGCCGAGGUGGCGACGGGAGCGGCAAGUACGCCACGUGGCAAGUGCGGCCUCACCAUAUAGUUCCACGUGGCAAGUGCUGAGGUGGCGACGGGAGCGGCAAGUACACCACGUGGCAAGUGCGACCUCACCAUAUAGUCCCACGUGGCAAGUGCGGAGGUGGCGACGGGAGCGGGAUCGGAAAGCGGAGGUGGCGACGCAGGGCGUGGGAUCGGGAGCGGGAUUGGGAAGCGAAGGUGGCGACGCAGGGCGCGGGAUCGGUAGCGGGAUCGGGAAGCGGAGGUGGCAACGCCAAGGUGGCAACACAGGGCACGGGAUCGGGAUCGGGAAUCGAAGGUGGCGACGGGAGCGGGAUCGAGAUUGGAAAGCGGAGGUGCCGAUGGGUACCACACUUCGCACGUGCCAAACAUCGCAUGUGGCGCACGUGCCGCGUGGCGCACUUUCCACAUCACGUCAAGGUUGCAGCCAGGGCCACGAGGAUGCAACACAGACACUCAAUGCCCGUGUACUGGACCUGGAACAGUUUGUACAAGGACCAGAUGCUGGUACGUCCAGCAGUGAACCCUCUAGCCGCCAACUGGAGGAACACGUUGACCACGUAGUGGCGAUGCUCGACGACAUCAGUGCUUUCGCUGCACCUACCACCAUCAGCAGUCAGCUGCACACCUUGAAGACCGAGGUCCAGCAGCUGCAGUCGACGAACUCGGAGGGCAAUCAUAAGUUGUACAAGAUGCCAACCUUCCAACUUGAGAAGUUCGACGACUACACGCAUCAGGAUCUGGUCCUCUGGUGGGAAGCAUUCACGACGCAGCUUCGGAUCCUGCCAGUCGCCAAGCACGCAGACAUCGGUGCCCUUUUCCUUAACUCAAAGGGCGCAUGCCAGACUUGGUUGACCCAUCUGGCAGCCACUCACGGCGUCGACGUGGUAGAUCUUCGAGACAAAAUCACAUGGGAGAAGUUGACACGGUUGUGGAAGAAGAGGUUCAUUGUCGACGACGCCCCUGCCCUCGCCAUCAACCGCCUCUUCACCAUGACCCAAGGCAACACGGCAACACGAGACUGGCUCACGGAAUGGCAAAAGAUCGYGGCAACGCCGGAUCUGGACUUGCCAUUUACGCAUCUGCGCCGAGAGUUCUACAAUAGGUCAUGUGCUGCACUGAGCCAGGCACUUGGUGAUCGCGAGCAGUACUCAACCUUCGCUGAGAUCAUCGACAAAGCGAGGGAGAUCAUCAAGACUAAUAGGGCGGCUGCACACGAGAAAUCAGCAUGGCAGCCAACCUAUGUGGAAAAGGUAAAGACUGGUCCGCGGCAGCAGCAUUUCGCUAGAGUCCAAUCGGACAGUGGAGACGACCUGGCAGCCACCAAGGCAUCAAGUGAAGGAGAUCAGGUGGCUGCUGUCCAACCAAGAAGCACCAAUAAGUCCCGGAACAAUGGGAAGGCGAAGACCACAUCAUCGGCUGGARCAGGACAGCCAGCGCCAUGGGUCAAGUUUAACUUGACCGAGGCCGAAUACAAGUACCGUGGUCGGUACGGCUGCUGCUACUGGUGCAAUAGCACCAAGAACAAGACCUCCCUCUGCCAGGAGAAGGAGAAGGAGGAUGUUCGGCCUCGCAACAACUCGGGAAACUGAGUAGCGCGGGAGGUGAGGUGACUCCACCUCCCACUCCGCCAGAUCCGGCCGCCUUGCUAGCGGCCUCCUACACAUCU